This is a messenger RNA of Pterocles gutturalis (yellow-throated sandgrouse), 906 nucleotides long. RefSeq names its product metalloprotease TIKI1-like. Gene Ontology annotation, biological process: negative regulation of Wnt signaling pathway. Gene Ontology annotation, cellular component: membrane. The coding region runs from base 1 to 906 and encodes 301 amino acids. Lineage: Eukaryota; Metazoa; Chordata; Aves; Pterocliformes; Pteroclidae. The transcript is spliced from 6 exons. The record is from RefSeq and is a predicted model, not a curated record. Gene Ontology annotation, molecular function: metalloendopeptidase activity.
AUGGCCAGUAGUCAGUUUGAUGUAACUUUCCUGAGUGUCUACCUGCAGGUGGUCUUUGCUUUGAAUCAGACUCUCUUGCAUCAGGAGAGCCUCCGAACAGGCAGUUUCCAGAUCCCCUAUACGACAGAAGACCUUAUCAAGCAUUACAACUGUGGGGACCUCAGCUCCAUCAUCUUCAACCAUGACACUUCUCAAGUCCCAAAUUUCAUUAAUGCUACACUUCCGGCCCAUGAACGCAUUACUGCCCAAGAGAUAGACAGCUACUUCCGUCAGGAGCUCAUCUACAAGAGAAAUGAGCGAAUGGGCAGGAGGGUGAAGGACCUGCUGGAAAAGUACCCAGACAAGAGUUUCUUCUUUGCAUUUGGAGCUGGUCACUUCAUGGGCAACAACACAGUGAUUGAUGUUUUGAGGAGAGAAGGGUACGAGGUAGAACACACUCCAGCUGGACAAGCCAUCAACAACAGAAAACCUUCCAUAACCCUGGUUGCCUUUUCAUCAUCAUCACCAGUACACAGCCCGUAUGUCACAUCUCAGGAGCUCCCACUGCCAUUGCAUCCCUGGAAGGAGGAGGAGAAGGAAGAGCUCCUGCCUCACCUGCUGCUUCCUGACAGCAUCGACGUGCUGGAAAAGGUAGACAGGAAGUACAAAAAGAAGAAGAAGAAGAAGCAGAAGAAGAAGCAAAGACUGAGACAGUUUAAUGACCUCUGGGUUCGCCUUGAAGAAAGUGCUACCGACCCUCCUCCCCGGAUCCGCAUCAUUAACGGCUACAUCACAGUUGAACCCCAGCCACGGGGCCACGCACAGUCUAGUCAUGCUUGUGCAGACACCAGCAGUGCUCACCAGCUUUCCCAUUCUCUCUUCCUUCCACUACUGACUUCGACUUUGCAUAUGAUAAGGCUACAUUGA